AUGAGCGAUAAUAUUCCAAAAAUAGUUUCCCUUGAGAGAGCCUAUAAGGUUGAUGAAGCAAUCAAUACUAGAAAGGAUCAUAUUGUAAUAAUCCGAUUUGGCCAAGAAACCGAAGAUAAAGAGUUGCCUCAGCCUGAAAAGGUUGAUCAAUGGCUAAAAGCCGAGGCAAGCCAUCACUCCAGGGACGACGUGAGAAUAUUCAAAGUUGAAAUGAAGGACGUGCCGGAGUUGAAGGCACGGUACCGGCUUUCAGAACCAUGCACCCUUCUCUUCUUCCGCAACAACGUUCAGGUUGAUCGCCGUCAUGGAAAAUCCUUAACUCCAGAAGAAAUCAAGAAAAUCAUUGAUAGAUUGCUGGUCGAAAAGAAGAACGCCCCCAAACCUCCAGCACGUCCGGCGCCACCGGCACGUACAAAUGAUAAGAAUACUCAUAAACCUAAUAAGAGUAUUCCACAACGUGGUGUGGCUCCUGUUUCUUCUGACACACUUAGGGCGAGACUUAAUAAACUCUGGAAAAGAUCAUGA
Molecule: messenger RNA, 525 nt
Organism: Oldenlandia corymbosa var. corymbosa
Lineage: Eukaryota; Viridiplantae; Streptophyta; Magnoliopsida; Gentianales; Rubiaceae
Source: the annotation of a GenBank genome assembly